Phascolarctos cinereus (koala) is the source of this 2031-nucleotide messenger RNA. Lineage: Eukaryota; Metazoa; Chordata; Mammalia; Diprotodontia; Phascolarctidae. The record is from RefSeq and is a predicted model, not a curated record.
CCCCAGAUGCGGCUUGGGGUUCUGGGCUGGCCCAGGCCGCGGGAUCCCAGGGUUUCCGACAGGCCGGCAGGCCCCUUCCCAGUCCCCAGAGCAGGCCAGGCCCAGCGUCCGGCUCGGGCAUGACCUUUGGGGAGAGAAAAAUAACCUGGCCCAGCUUUGCGAUUUCUCUGCGGAGCUAUGCCUGGAUCUCGGGCAAGGCGGCCUUCUUUUUCCCAGUGCUCAUUCUUAUUAGACAAAAUAAAUUAAAAGACUCCACGGGGUAGGGCUGGAGCUGUGGGCCGAGAGAGCGGGGACAUUUUGAGGUCUGUCUAUUCCUCCUCGCUAGAACUUGUUGCCCCUGGGCACUGGAAGGGGUCUUUUACCGGGCAGAGAGAGCUCUGGGGAAGGAGUUGCGAGUAGCGGACUGUUGUUGGUCACGGAACCGCUGUCGUUGGGGUGACAAACCCCUUAGCCGGCCUCCUGUGAAAGCCGGACCUUUCUGUGGCGGAAAAAGACCAUGCCGUCCAUCAGCAGUGACCGGGCCGCGCUCUGCGCGGGCUGCGGAGGUAAGAUCUCCGACCGCUACUACCUACUGGCAGUGGACAAACAGUGGCACAUGCGUUGCCUGAAGUGCUGCGAGUGUAAACUCAACCUGGAAUCGGAGCUCACCUGCUUCAGCAAGGACGGCAGCAUUUACUGCAAGGAAGACUAUUACAGGCGGUUCUCUGUGCAACGCUGUGCCCGUUGUCACCUGGGCAUCUCAGCAUCAGAGAUGGUGAUGCGCGCCCGGGACCUGGUUUACCAUCUCAACUGCUUCACCUGCACCACGUGCAACAAGAUGCUGACCACAGGCGACCACUUUGGUGGAAUGAAGGAUAGUCUGGUCUACUGCCGGCUGCACUUCGAGGCGCUGCUGCAGGGUGACUACCAGGCCCACUUCAACCACGCAGAUGUGGCGGCGGCGGCGGCAGCUGCAGCAGCAGCCGCAGCCAAGGGCUCGGGUUUGGGCGCCGGCGGGGCCAACACCUUGGGCCUCCCUUACUACAAUGGCGUGGGCACAGUGCAGAAGGGGCGGCCGCGGAAACGCAAGAGCCCAGGGCCUGGGGCGGACCUGGCGGCCUACAAUGCAGCACUGAGCUGCAAUGAAAAUGACGGGGACCAUCUGGACAGGGACCAGCAGUACCCCAGCAGCCAGAAGACUAAGAGAAUGCGGACCUCCUUCAAACAUCACCAGCUGAGGACGAUGAAGUCCUAUUUUGCUAUUAACCAUAAUCCCGAUGCCAAGGACUUGAAACAGCUCGCACAGAAGACCGGUCUUACCAAAAGAGUCCUCCAGGUCUGGUUUCAGAAUGCCAGAGCUAAAUUCAGGCGGAACCUUCUACGCCAGGAGAACACAGGGGUGGACAAGACCUCAGACUCCACACUACAGACGGGGACCCCAUCGGGCCCAGCCUCAGAGAUUUCCAACGCAUCCAUGAGCCCCUCCAGCACCCCCACCACCCUCACGGACUUGACUAAUCCCACAAUGCCAACUGUGACAUCUGUCUUAACUUCCGUGCCUGGGAGCCUGGAGGGCCAUGAGUCCAGGAGUCCUACACAGACAACUCUUACAAACCUUUUCUGAUGACGCUUUCCCAAUAAUUUCUUUAAAAAAGAAAUUAUCCUUUAGUUGAAUUCCAAGUGUAUUUUAAAUAGAGGCUUUGAGCAACUAACUAACCACAUUUUAGGAUCUCGCCUGGAAACAGAGGGGGAAAAAUGAGUGUUCUGGUAACUACAGAGUGUGGACUGAAAAUUAACUUGGAAGAUCUAUCCGCAACACAACAUUUGUGUAACUGUACAGUUUUGUGGACUGACUGAGCAAGGAAAACAAGAAUUAAUUUAAGUUGGCUAGAGCUUCUUGUAUUUCAAAGACUGCCACGUGCCUUAUAUACUGUUUUAUCUACAUACUGGAUUUCCCAUGUCCAUUUUCUCUCUUGCCUCCUUUUCUCUCUGUAUAUUUAUGACCAGAGCAAAAAUGUUUAAAAAAAAAAGUUUGUUACUUUGAAUAGUUCU